AUGGCCGCCCGGCCCAGCCCCGCCCCCUACCAUGCGGCGAGCACCACGUGUGCCGGCAAAAAGUAUCUAUCAGUAUCAGAGGCGAGGGCCAAGAUGGCGGCGCGGUGGGGAACGGGAGAGGAGACGCAAAUAAUCGGGGGGAUGGAGUUCUUCGCCGCCGGAGGCCGCCACCAGUGUGGUGGCCUGGAUGAAGAUGAGGCCUGUGAUGACCUCUCUGAACUCUCUCUGUCAUCCCUGGAUAAUGAAGGGCUACUGGGGACCUUCCAAGGAUACAUUGACCACUCCAUAAUUUCCAUCCUUGAUGAUAUUGGUGGCCAAGCUGAGAAUGAAGAUCUUCUUGACGAGGAGGAUGAAUUAACUCUCCUUACUGCUCUGACAGAGAUAUUGGACAAUACAGACGAUGAGAAUAUGUCCCCAUUUGACACACUUCCUGAUACGGACCUGCUGGUGCCAUCAAAGGUUCGCGAUUCUAGCUCUAUGGACGACCGCGGCUCUGGGCCAAACUGGGACCUUUUUCCAGACUGUAUUGGCUCUACAUCAAAAAGGCGCAAGAGGAGAAGAAGCGUAAGAGGAUGUUUACUUCGCAGAGAACGAAGAACAGAGCCGACCCGACAACGUAGUGAUGGAGAAGAUGAAGAGGUUCAAACUCCAGAGAAAAGCCCCGGCUUACUGGCCUUUGACAAAGAUUUUGCUAUUGAGACUGUAACGGAGAUCAGAGAACUGGAACGUGAGCGGUACCUGAAGCAGGGCACACCUUGUAUCGUUAAUAUAGAGAAUUUUACCCUUCACGACCUGGUGAAAUACAUGCACCCUUACUGCCUACCUGCUGUAACUGUGUGCGUAGACCCAGAUGAUGAUGAAAGCCUCUUGAGCGAUUCUGUGUUUCUUGAGAUAGUGUCUGAUCAGGGGGAAUGUAUAAAAGUACCUGUAGUUGUGGAACACCCAGGGGAUGACCUGAGCCCAAUGUCUUCAGAGGACAAUUGUCCUACACCCGACUCCCCUGGGGAAUUGCAUGUGAAAACCCAACUGUCACCUGAAUCCGCGUCCGAGCAGUGUGAUCCCGGACAUGAAACGAAUCGUGGAAAACCUCUGUCCAGUAUAGAGAUUACAGUGGAUUCCGUGAAGGUAAAGGAGUGUUUGAACAAGGAGUCCACAAUUGUGCCUGGUGUGGACGACAUAGCCACUAAACCUUUGACUACUGAUGGUACUGUUAAUUUAACUUUGGAUAAUAAAAGCAGCACUGAUGGCUGUAACCCAGACUUAGAGGGAUUGGCUCCAGAUUCUCAGAAGAUCGAUGACCCAGUGAUCUGUGUGCCACUUGCUGGCAAGGAAAGGCUACGACUGAAGAGAAAAAAAUCCAGCAAAGAUAAAAAAGUAAAAAAUAAACUAGAUAGUGAAGACAAAUCACAGGAUGCGCCGCAUACAGUAACACAGCAAAGCGCCAUCCAACCUGCCCCAAGCUGCUUAAGUAACCCUGCAAUGCAGGAGUCUGAUGUUUUAAUGAAAACAUUGGAGCAGGUGAAAAAGGAUUCCCAGAUGGAACUACGCACAUCGAGGGUGGGUCGUACCAAAUUGAGAACCCGAGCAAGCUUGGACAGUACCAACCCUGUGCGAAAAAUGACAGCUGAGGCCUGUAAAGACGUGUCUGCUUGUGUGGAAAAAGAGAAGCAAAAUUGUAUAAAAAGAGUUGCUGACGUGGACUAUGCAUUAGAGGAAAGUAACCUAAGACGUGAUGGAGAUCAGAGCUCAGGACCUGAUGUGGCUCCAGAAUCUGCUGUAAGUGAUGAUGCGCAGUUUGAAGAGGCGAGUGGCCAGGACAUGUUGGUUACUGCAGUACCUGAUGUCCAUUUAAAUGAGACUUCAAGUAUGGAGGAAUUGAAUCUCUCAAAAAGUGAAGAUGUCAAAGAUUGUGAUUCUACACAGUGUACCAAAGACACCAAGCCCAAGUCACUUAGCCUAAGUGAAUAUAGGAAGCGGUUUCAGCACCGCAAACCAAACCCUGAGCAAGAGAAUGACAAUGUGUCUUGUAGUAAAUGGCCAUCCAUUCCCGAGCCACCAACAGAGUUGGCAGAACUCCCCUGUUUGAUUGUACCAAUGAAAUUAAAUAAAACCUCAGUGGAGGGAAAACGAGCUGCCCCGAGUAAGGCUGAGGAAUGUACCUCUGAGCUUAAUGUUCCUGUAAGAUUGGGAUCUGUCGCACCAAAUGUGGCUCUAACGUCUGUAUACAGCCAGGAGGCUCCACAGCUGAAACCAACUGAAUCAGCCUGUACAAAUAUUGUAGACCUUAUUCCACCUCCUGUGGUAGCUUCCCAACCAAAUGUACCACCGCCUUUCUAUCCAUCCAACUGGCCACUUGUCCCUUCAUAUCCUGCAUUUUAUCCUGGCCUGCCACCUUUGCCAGUAGUGCCACAAUUUCCAAACUGCAUGCCACCUAUAAUACCCAUGCAACCACCUCCACCAGUGCUGGGUUGGCCUUCAUUUCCCCCACCACCUAUUGCGGUGGGGCCAGUGCAUCCUACUGGUUGGGUUUCUGAGCCGCCCCCACCUUACUGGUCAAACUCUCGAGUUAUCCCAAUGAUGCCUGAUUACAGAUGCAUGCAAAGCUCUGCUGAAAACCCUGCUCCCUUUAGUACUGCAAGUGUAAAUGUACUGCCUGCUGAGAAGAUGCCCAAAGUUACCCCUUUUCCAUCUGUAGAACACUGUAACCAGGAUAUUGUGCUUGUUAGGGAUAAAGCAAACCAAAUACCAUCGCAGAAGCCCGGGCGUAACGGGAUCAGUACAAAAAAAUCUAGAGAAACACUAGAAACUGUUGAGUAUACCAAAUCUACAUAUAAGGCAUCAUCCAAAGUUUGUCCACAAAUAUGUCCCAACCUUAAGUCUGAUUUACAGUCAUCACCUAGCAAAGCUGUUGAGAAAGUCCAGUCUAAACCUCCACUAGAGUCCAUCAAGGCAAAUGUUACUUCUAUUGACCAACAGUCUACAAACCAGACCGUCUUCAAAAUAAUGGAAAUCUUAAAAAAGGCUCAAAAGCUUGGCUAUCAGAUAAAGCCAUCAAUUGUGUCUUCUGUAACCGUGCCCAGUCCCCAUCUGGGAGCAGAGAAAUCUCCUCCUGUGUCUGCAUUAAAACCUGCUGAGCCUGAGCAGACUGUACUUGCUGGUGUCUGCACACAAGAAGUUCCUACACCUGUAGCCGCUAAGUCUUCCAUUGUUCCCAUGAUUAAACCAAAGGUUGAUGUCAACAUUCCAACCACUCAAUGUGACACUUCAAAGAUGGCAGUGGAAAGUAACCCUGUAACGGCAUGUAUCCUCCCUAACCAAAGCGCCCAAGAGCCUGCCCUACCUUCUCUUGCAGAAGAGGUCUGUCCAUCAGGGAAACGCGUCCAGGCCACUUUACCAGUAUCCAAUCACGGGGAACCGGAGAAAAGUUUCACUUGCGAGUCAGGUAUUGUGGCAUCAGACCUAAGCAGCUUUCUGGAACAGUUUGAAAAAUAUGAGGAAAAAGAUGAGAAAUGUCCCCCUCCCAGUCCUGAUAAAUUGGCUGUAGGCAUCUCUGGGUCUAGAAAACCUGUAGACGAGAAGAUACAUGAUAAACAUGCGGCACCUAAGCUGGCUAAUACAGCUGGUGUCGCCCCUCCCGCCGCUCCAUCACGCCCUGAUUGCAAGGCUGUUAUUUCUGGGCCCUUGCUGGGGAAAUCCAAGUCUUUGCAUGGUCUGGCGAGAAGCCACUCUUCACCCUUGAAGACCACAAAGCUCAUUGAGGCGAUACCGUUUCCACGGGGCAGACUGAGAAACCGGAAUGGGUCUGUCACACACGUGGCAUUGCCUCCUGUCCACGUGGCAUCGGGUGAACACGAUUACUGCUUCCUUUCUGCCUCCUGCCGUGAGCAGAGUCCAGUUACUGAUGGUAACGCUGCAACCACCGCAACACUGACCCCACCAGCUCAGUGCGAGGAAGGGUCUCGCUGGAAUGUCAAGCACCAUCAACAUAUUACAAUAAAGCCCAUUGUGCAGUUCAACACACAACAGAAGAAAUCCCCUCCAAAGCUGCCUGCAUCAAGUGCACCUUCAGUUGUCCCCAACCAAAGUACGGACUGUGGCUUGGUGAAGCCAGAAGCACCUUAUAAAAGUAUCCAAAAAGAUAGUAAUGCUCCUCUGGACCAUAGGAUACCUGCUACAGCAGAAUCGGCAGGAAACAGUCCACCGGGCUCAGUAUUAAGGUCCUCCGACCCCUUGCCUUAUCACAGUGACUGUGGAGAGAGUAGAACUGAUGUAAAAAGGGAGAACUCUGUGUCUCGGAGGUCUCUGCGCUGCUACAGGAAGUACACCAGAUCCCCCAGUCCCCAGCAAUCUACAGGGAGCGAGCGGUCAAGUCGUAGUUGUUCUGGUUCAUCCUCCUCCUCUUCUUCAACGUCUCGUUCAAGAUCCCCUCCAUCAAAGAGGAGAAGAACAUACAGACCUAGAAAUCGUCAUAGAUCACGGUCAUCCUCCAGGUCCAGUUAUAGUGAAAGUAGUUCAUCUAGAUCUUCCUCGCAUUCACGAUCACGUUCUUCAUCGUCCAGCCGAUCCAGGUCAUCUGAUUGUAAGAGGUACCGCAGCAGGAGGUUCCAAUCCCGGGACCGUUAUGACAGGCAGAAGAAUUCUCAUAAAGAGCGAGCUAUAAAGGAGAGGAGAGUUGUGUACAUCGGUAAGAUCAGCAGCCGGAUGACCAGGUCAAAGCUGAGCGAGCGAUUUUCUGCAUUCGGGAAUAUAGAAGACUGCACCAUUCACUUAAGAGAGAAGGGGGAUAACUACGGCUUUGUGACGUACAGCUGCACCGAGGAAGCCUUUGCUGCUAUAGAGAGUGGCCACAAGCUGCGCCUUCCCGGUGAGCUGGCCUUUGACCUCUGCUUUGGGGGAAGGAGACAGUUCUGUAAAAGUAAUUAUGCGGAUCUGGAUUCGAACCGCGAUGACUUUGACCCAGUGCCCGUUAGGAGGAAGCUUGAAACGCUAGACUUUGAAACAUUACUGAGAGAGGCGCAGAGAAGUCACCGGAGGUAACGCUACACCCGAGCUUCGGAUCAAAAUUUGCUUGAAAUUAUGUAUAUCCAAAUGAAUUUACCUCAAAACGCUGGCAAAGUUCCAGUAAAUACAACCAGGAGUCUCCCAGUAAUGGGGAAUAAUUGCUGAAUUAUUAUUUUUUUAACAAACCAGGAUAAGCCAAAAAAACCAAAAGGUUUAAAGACAUUUAGAAUUUUAUUUUUUUAAAUGACUCUCUUUCUAACCUAUAUAACUGCUCAUAAUGUACAUUCUAGAAUCCGCUGCACAGAUCUGAGGAGAAAAAUCACUGCAGGCCCAAAUAAAGUAUAUUGGAAAAAAAACUGCUUCCUCU
This is a messenger RNA of Pseudophryne corroboree (corroboree frog), 5368 nucleotides long. It is a transcript of the gene PPRC1, whose product is annotated as PPARG related coactivator 1. The transcript is spliced from 13 exons. The record is from RefSeq and is a predicted model, not a curated record. Gene Ontology annotation, cellular component: nucleus. Gene Ontology annotation, biological process: positive regulation of transcription by RNA polymerase II. Gene Ontology annotation, molecular function: transcription factor binding; RNA binding. NCBI's taxonomy places the organism in Eukaryota, Metazoa, Chordata, Amphibia, Anura, Myobatrachidae. The coding region runs from base 1 to 5037 and encodes 1678 amino acids.